Messenger RNA from Striga asiatica, 429 nucleotides. The record is from the annotation of a GenBank genome assembly. Lineage: Eukaryota; Viridiplantae; Streptophyta; Magnoliopsida; Lamiales; Orobanchaceae.
AUGCACCCCAAAAUCCCAACUUUCGAAAUCGAGUCGGCCUCGGUUUCACUGCACAGGGACGUUGAAUUUAAUGCGACCGUUUGGAAAUUAGGGUUUACAGUCGAGAAACAAACGGACAAGAUGGGGGAUUUCGGCGUAUGGGUCCGCUGUGCAAAGUAUCCGUAUUGGUGGGGAAGGGAGAUGGGGACCUUUGGUGGUGGGGAAAACGGGACCACUACUCGUGCGAACGUGACGUUGAUCACGUCGUUCGAUUGUGGUCCUCCGAAGGCGAUGGAGUACGAUGUGAUGUUCAAGGGAAGGUACUGGGGACGUGCAAUUGAGGCCGUGUGCAAGAAUAUGACGGCCGAGCCGCAUGGUAGGUUUGUGGUUGGACGGCCGAGAUCGUGUCCGGUGACCGAGUCCGAGUACAACGAACUCCACCCUUACUAG